Lathyrus sativus (Indian pea) is the source of this 966-nucleotide messenger RNA. The record is from the annotation of a GenBank genome assembly. NCBI's taxonomy places the organism in Eukaryota, Viridiplantae, Streptophyta, Magnoliopsida, Fabales, Fabaceae.
AUGCUAGUGGCAUUGCUGUUGCUGGUACUGGCAUUGAGCAAUGGAGUGAGAGUGAAUGGUGAAAGAGGUGGUAGGCAAUGUGGGGUGAAUCCGUCGCUAAAGCCUAGGCCACAUAGUGUCUCUAUUUUGGAGUUUGGUGCGGUGGGAGAUGGUAAAACAUUGAACACUCUUGCAUUUCAGAAUGCCAUUUUCUAUCUCAAGUCAUUUGCUGACAAAGGUGGUGCUCAACUGUAUGUACCACCUGGAACAUGGCUUACUCAAAGUUUCAAUCUCACUAGCCAUCUUACCCUCUUUUUGGAAAAAGGUGCUGUCAUUGUUGGAUCUCAGGAUUCCCAUCACUGGGAAGUUGUUGAUCCUUUACCGUCAUAUGGUCGAGGACUUGAAGUUCCUGGAGGAAGAUAUCAGAGCUUGAUAAAUGGGUAUAAGUUACAAGAUAUGGUCAUAACAGGUAAUAAUGGAACCAUUGAUGGCAUGGGAUUGACUUGGUGGGAAUCAUUUAAAUCUCAUUCCUUGAACUACGGCCGUCCUCAUCUGGUUGAAUUAGUGGCAUCUAAUGAUGUGGUAGUUUCAAAUCUUACAUUCUUGAAUGCCCCUGCAUAUAACAUUCACCCGGUUUAUUGCAGCAAUGUACAUAUUCAUAAUAUCUCAAUCUUUGCUCCUCCGGAAUCCCCUUAUACUGUUGGAAUAGUACCAGAUUCUUCUGACCAUGUUUGCAUAGAGGAUUGUUCCAUUGCCACUGGUUAUGAUGCAAUCGCCCUGAAAAGUGGCUGGGACGAGUAUGGAAUUGCCUACGGUAGGCCUACCGAGAAUGUCCACAUCAGAAGGGUACAUCUACAAGCAUCUUAUGGCUCUGCUCUUGCAUUUGGUAGUGACAUGUCUGGUGGCAUUUCAAAUGUUGUUGUGGAGCAUAUUCAUCUCCACAACUCAAAAGGUGGCAUUGAGUUCAGAACUGUUAAAAGAAGUUAA